UUAAGACCGGAUCUUGGACAUUUUGGAUCAUAUAAAUUGCACCGGUGAAUUGUUCUGGGCAUCAGUCUCAUACAAGCCGUUGAGAUAACAUCAGUCAUCAUGUUCACUAAAGUGUUGCUCGUCUGCGCCGUCGCCGCCGUCGCCGCGGCCAUCGAGUACCCCAAAGGUCUCCAUCCCGCCGUAUGCCCCAACUAUCCGUACUGCGACGCGGAAGUACUGGCGCGCCACACGCCGGACGGCAUGCCUAUUCCUGAGUGGGAGAUGCCGUUCGCGUACGCACGCAUGGUUUAUGCUGUACCAUUCCCUGUUGCACGUGCUCUUGCUCCUGCUCUUGCCCCUGCGCGUGCAAAAGCUCCCGAAUACCCCGCCGACGUUGACCCAGCUUCGUGCCCGAACUACCCCUACUGCGUAUAAUUUUACUGUGACAUUG
Cydia strobilella is the source of this 430-nucleotide messenger RNA. Its product is annotated as cuticle protein 1-like. The record is from RefSeq and is a predicted model, not a curated record. Gene Ontology annotation, molecular function: structural constituent of cuticle. Bases 100 to 414 code for a protein of 104 amino acids. The transcript has 3 exons. Lineage: Eukaryota; Metazoa; Arthropoda; Insecta; Lepidoptera; Tortricidae.